AUGUCCACUCUCGACAUCACUACUCCCGCCUCCAUCGUACACGACGGCUGCAUUAUUAUAAAGCGUUCAACUAGACCGGACGACAUCUCUUCGAUCCACACACGUAUUGCCUUACCCUCUGUGCGCGAGAUCGGACUGUUCGCUCACACAACUCACGACGAGAAUGGGGAACACGACAAAUCUGGGCUGGACAAAGAUGACAUGCCCAAUCAUGCGUGGCUCGACGAGCUAGUCCCAGUACUCUCCGAGAUCGCUCAGGACUUCCACUUCGAGAAGGUGACGCUAUGCGACUUCAGCUGGGGCUGUGUCACCAAAUCCACGCGAGAAUUUCUUCUCUCUCGCUUCUCUAGCGCCACACACUUGAAACUUUGCACGGUUGACUUCUGGUACACCAACGAGCUUCUGAAGACUCUGCAGUCAUUUCCGCGCCUCACUCAACUUGAGAUCGUCAACUGUGAAUGGGAAUUUCUCAAUCUCUCGCAAGAGCAGGCCACAAGGACGGAAGAACUCAAUCUGACACAUCUCAUCUUGGACGAGGCUCAUACGCAGUACGAUCCAGUCGUGCUAUGGCUUCUCGGCAACGGCGAACGCGCCAUCGUGAAUGUCAGUAGUGCACAUAUCGUUUGGGAGAACACUGAUGCUCGGUGUCUCGUUCGUCUUAUGGAGAAGAUCGCACCCUCCUUGCGAAACUUGACAUAUCGCCAAAAAGUCAAAAAUUUGGUUGAAUGCACCCCAACGUUACGCGGCCUUGAUGGCGAUGAACUCAUGGACCCCAGCUUUUCUGCAGUGCUGGCCGAAAGGUGGACAGCUCCCGAGAACGAGAAAGUUGCUGCAGUAAAGGCUAUGGAGCUUCUGAGAACCACGCGGGUAAAUCGAGGUGUCCUUACUGAACUGGAUGCGUGCAUCGAAUGGUCCCCGUUGGCCGUAUUCGGCAUCGAGCUACUGUGUCAACUCCUUUCACAUCAAGCCACAUCCGUCUCCUUGACGCUCAUCCUGGACUCUAGUCCCAAUGACACAGAAUGGGACACCGUCGACGAAUUGUUGAACACCUUAACCAUCAACAAAACGACGCUCGCCGUGUUUGAACUGUGGCUCGAUGGAGAUCUUGCAAACUCCCUAUUCUUUGACGAUGGUGCUCCAAUCAUGAGGAGGCUGCCUCGUUUGGUGCAGCAGAAUAUUUGGCAGAUCGGAUAUGUUGAUAGUUCCUAUGAUUCCGCUUCCGACUAG
Messenger RNA from Postia placenta MAD-698-R-SB12, 1227 nucleotides. RefSeq lists its product as hypothetical. Lineage: Eukaryota; Fungi; Basidiomycota; Agaricomycetes; Polyporales; Adustoporiaceae. Bases 1 to 1227 code for a protein of 408 amino acids. The record is from RefSeq and is a predicted model, not a curated record. The transcript has 3 exons.